CAUAUUAAGAUUAUAUCUAAGACAGAUCGAUAUUUUUGUGCAAAUUACCAUUUUUUUGGAUAUAUACAUCAUGUUGAAGAAACUCAAGUGCAUGGAGGCAGUCCAGGCAGCCGCCGCAGCGGCAGCAGCCACCACCACCACCACACAACCAGGACCAGCGUCCGAAAACAGUCCUGGCGGGGGAUCCACGGCUUCCAAGUUGAUCAAAUCGGAGCCCAUCGACUUUGAGAUGCUGCACCUGGAGGAGAAUGAACGGCAGAAGCGGGAGCGGGAAAGGGAGCCCAGCAGCAGUCAUAGUCCUGCCCCGGCCAGCCAGCAGAGGUAUACCCAUGUGCAGGUGCAGACGGUGCCCCCAAGGCAGCCCACAGGCCUCACCACGCCAGGAGGCACCCAGAAAGUGAUCCUCACGCCCCGGGUGGAGUAUGUGCAGCAGCGGGCCACCAGUUCCACGGGCGGCGGUGGUGGUGGCGCCUCCGUGAAGCACAUUUUCGCGCAGCAGUCGCGCUCGUCUCCCCUGGAAACGGCAGCUCUUCUGACCACCAGCUCGGGCUCUCCGCAGAUAAUCAUCACCCGCACUCUGCCCUCCAAUCAGCACAUGUCGCGGCGCCACUCGGCAAGUCCUUCCGCCCUGCAGCACUUGCAGCAUCAACAGCAACAGCGCCAGCAAUCGCCACCCCCCCUGCACCACCAACAACAGCAGCAACAACAGCAGCAACAACAGCAGCAGCAUGUGCGGGUGAUACGCGACGGGCGACUGUACGAUGAAGCCACUGUGGUGGUGGCAGCUCGCAGGCAUUCGGUUUCGCCACCACCGCUGCACCACCACUCGCGAUCAGCGCCCGUCUCCCCGGUGAUCGCCAGACGAAGCGGCGGGUAUCUAGAGCAGCAGUAUCAGCAGCGCCAGACGCCGCCCUUGGCACCUCCUCCGCCCCCACCUCCGCCACCACCUCCACCACCACCCCCACAACAACCACAGCAGCAGCAGCAACAACAGCAGCAGUAUAUCUCUAGUGGUGUGGCACCACCCACUGCAGCAGCUAGAAAGUUUGUGGUCAGCACCAGUACGCGACAUGUCAAUGUAAUCGCCUCGAACCACUUCCAACAGCAGCAGCAGCAACAUCAGCCCCACCAGCAACAUGUGAUUGCCAGCGUUAGCUCCAGCAGUGGAGUGGGUGGUGGAGGCGCCUCCAACUCCGUUUCAGCCAGCUCUUCUUCUUCGCACAUCUUUCGCACGCCCGUCGUCUCCAGCAGCAGCAGCAACACCAGCAACAGCAACAUGCAACAUCAUCAGCAGCAACCAUCGAACCUUGGCAGUGCAGCAAUGCGACCACCUCCUCCACCACCACCACCCAAGGUCAAACACGCCUCCAGCUCCAGUAGCAACAACAACAACAAUAACAGUAGCAGCAGCCACACCAACAACAACAACAUCAGCAAUGGCGAGGAGCCGUCUAGUUCGAUUCCUGAUCUAGAAUUCGAUGGCACUACGGUGCUGUGCCGGGUUUGCGGUGACAAGGCCUCCGGUUUCCAUUACGGCGUGCAUUCCUGCGAGGGUUGCAAGGGCUUCUUCCGUCGCUCCAUCCAGCAAAAGAUCCAGUACCGGCCGUGCACCAAAAAUCAGCAGUGCAGCAUUCUGCGCAUCAACCGGAAUCGGUGUCAGUAUUGCCGCCUGAAAAAGUGCAUCGCCGUGGGGAUGAGUCGCGAUGCUGUGCGUUUUGGACGCGUGCCGAAACGCGAAAAGGCGCGCAUCCUGGCCGCCAUGCAACAGAGUACACAGAAUCGCGGCCAGCAGCGUGCCCUUGCCACCGAGCUGGACGAUCAGCCACGCCUACUGGCCGCUGUGCUGCGCGCCCACCUCGAGACCUGCGAGUUCACCAAGGAGAAGGUCUCAGCGAUGCGGCAGCGUGCCCGCGAUUGUCCCUCCUACUCCAUGCCCACUUUGCUGGCCUGUCCACUGAAUCCCGCCCCUGAACUGCAAUCGGAGCAGGAAUUCUCGCAGAGAUUCGCACACGUUAUCCGCGGUGUCAUUGACUUUGCCGGCAUGAUACCCGGCUUCCAGCUGCUCACCCAGGACGAUAAGUUCACGCUUCUGAAGGCUGGACUCUUUGAUGCGCUCUUUGUGCGUCUGAUCUGCAUGUUUGACUCGUCGAUCAACUCCAUCAUUUGCCUGAACGGCCAGGUGAUGCGACGAGAUGCCAUCCAGAAUGGAGCCAAUGCCCGCUUCCUGGUGGAUUCGACCUUUAACUUUGCGGAGCGCAUGAACUCGAUGAACCUGACGGAUGCGGAGAUUGGACUGUUCUGCGCCAUCGUUCUGAUCACACCGGACCGACCCGGUCUGCGCAACCUGGAGCUGAUCGAGAAGAUGUACUCGCGGCUCAAGGGCUGUCUGCAGUAUAUCGUGGCCCAGAAUAGGCCCGAUCAGCCCGAGUUCCUCGCCAAGCUGCUGGAAACGAUGCCCGAUCUGCGCACCCUGAGCACCCUGCACACCGAGAAGCUGGUCGUCUUUCGGACCGAGCACAAGGAACUCCUGCGCCAGCAGAUGUGGUCCAUGGAGGAUGGCAACAACAGUGACGGCCAGCAGAACAGCAAGUCGCCCUCGGGCAGCUGGGCCGAUGCCAUGGACGUGGAGGCGGCCAAGAGCCCACUGGGCUCUGUCUCGAGCAGCGAGUCCGCUGACCUCGACUACGGCAGUCCGAGCAGUUCGCAGCCCCAGGGCGUCAGCCUACCCUCGCCGCCCCAGCAGCAGCCCUCGGCUCUGGCCAGCUCUGCUCCGCUCCUGGCAGCCACCCUCUCCGGUGGAUGCCCCCUGCGGAAUCGGGCCAACUCCGGCUCGAGCGGGGACUCCGGUGCCGCUGACAUGGACAUCGUCGGCUCGCAUGCGCAUCUCACCCAGAACGGGCUGACCAUCACCCCGAUUGUGCGCCACCACCAGCAGCAGCAGAUCAGCCACUCCCAGCAGCAGCAACUCCACCCGCAGCAGCAGCAGCAACAACAGCAGCUGCACCACCAGCAGCACCCGCAGUUGCACCACCACUUGACAGCCGGAGCGGCCCGCUACCGCAAGCUGGACUCGCCCACAGAUUCGGGCAUCGAGUCGGGCAACGAGAAGAACGAGUGCAAGGCGGUGAGUUCCGGUGGCAGCUCCUCCUGCUCCAGUCCGCGCUCCAGUGUGGAUGAUGCCCUGGACUGCAGCGAUGCCGCCGCCGCCCAGGUGGGCCAGGUAGUGCAGCAUCCCCAGCUGAGUGUGGUGGCCGUUUCUCCGGUCCGUUCGCCCCAGCCCUCUAGCAGUGGCCAUCUGAAGCGCCAGAUAGUGGAGGACAUGCCGGUGCUGAAGCGCGUCCUGCAGGCUCCGCCCCUCUACGACACCAACUCCCUCAUGGACGAGGCCUACAAGCCGCACAAGAAAUUCCGCGCCCUGAGGCAUCGCGAGUUCGAGACCGCCGAGGCCGAUGCCAGCAGCUCCACGUCCGGAUCGAAUAGCCUAAGUGCCGUGAGUCCGCGCCAGAGUCCCAUCCCGAACAAUGUGGCCACGCCCCCGCCCCCGGCAGCCAUGUCAGUGGGCUCCAGUCCGGCGCCGAUGGGAGCCAGCACCGCCCAGAGCCAGCUGCACAUGCACCUGACCCGCGGCAGCCCCAAGGCCUCGAUGGCCAGCUCGCACUCGGUCCUGGCCAAGUCCCUGAUGGCCGAGCCCCGCAUGACGCCCGAGCAGAUGAAGCGCAGCGACAUCAUCCAGAACUACUUGAAGCGCGAGAACAGCACGGCGGCCAGCAGCACCACCAGCGGCAGCCUAAUGGUGGUUGGCGGCAACCGCAGUCCCAGCAGCAGCAGCAGCUCCACCCCACCGCCCUCGGUGGGCCAGCAGCAGCACCAGGCCCAGAACCAGCCGCAGCGGUGGGGCAGCAGCUCGGUGAUCACCACCACCUGCCAGCAGCGCCAGCAGUCGGUGUCGCCGCACAGCAACGGCUCCAGCUCGAGCUCCAGCUCCAGCUCUAGCUCCAGCUCGUCCUCCUCCUCCUCCUCAUCCUCCAACUGCAGCUCCAGCUCGGCCGGCAGCUGUCAGUAUUUCCAGUCGCCGCACUCCACCAGCAACGGCUCGAGUGCUCCGGCGAGUUCCAGCUCCGGAUCGAACACCACACCGCUGUUGGAGCUCCAGGUGGACAUUGCCGACUCGGCGCAGCCCCUGAAUCUGUCCAAGAAAUCACCCACGCCACCACCCAGCAAGCUGCACGCCCUGGUGGCAGCCGCCAAUGCCGUUCAGCGGUAUCCCACAUUGUCCGCCGAUGUCACCGUGACGGCAUCGAACGGAGGACCACCGUCGGCGGCGGCCAGUCCCGCCCCCAGCAGUAGUCCCCCGGCGAGUGUGGGCUCCCCCAAUCCGGGUCUGACCACCACCGUGCACAAGGUCAUGCUGGAGGCGUAAGUGGGUUGGAUGUAUGGAAAUGUGGGAGAGACAGAGACUGGGAGGUUGGGAGGCUGGAAAGGCAAGGAUCAGCAGGAUCUGAAGGAUCGGCAGAAGUUGAAUUAAAUUAUUUUACCUUUUAAUUGAGACGUGUACAAAGUUUGAAAGCAAAACCAACAUGCAUGCAAUUUAAAAACUAAUAUUUAAAGCAACAAACAAAACAACUACAAGUUAUUAAUUUAAAAUUAAUGAAAAAAGAAAAC
Drosophila bipectinata is the source of this 4662-nucleotide messenger RNA. It is a transcript of the gene Eip75B, whose product is annotated as Ecdysone-induced protein 75B. Gene Ontology annotation, biological process: positive regulation of transcription by RNA polymerase II; cell differentiation; hormone-mediated signaling pathway. Lineage: Eukaryota; Metazoa; Arthropoda; Insecta; Diptera; Drosophilidae. The record is from RefSeq and is a predicted model, not a curated record. Gene Ontology annotation, molecular function: RNA polymerase II cis-regulatory region sequence-specific DNA binding; zinc ion binding; nuclear receptor activity.